Messenger RNA from Malus domestica (apple), 1432 nucleotides. RefSeq names its product rhomboid-like protein 19. The record is from RefSeq and is a predicted model, not a curated record. Lineage: Eukaryota; Viridiplantae; Streptophyta; Magnoliopsida; Rosales; Rosaceae. Gene Ontology annotation, biological process: retrograde vesicle-mediated transport, Golgi to endoplasmic reticulum. Gene Ontology annotation, cellular component: membrane; Golgi apparatus.
CCCUUUAUGAAAAAACCAAAGUAGCAAGCCAACUAAAUUAGGUCAGUCCAAUUUUAACAUUUGGGGGAAGUAAACUCCAAAGAACCCAUUUUUAUAUUUAAUAUUCACCGGCUGAUCAAACACUCCUCCUCCAAUCGGGCCGAUCCGCAAUCCUUACGAUCCCAAACCUUCCCUCCACCCAAAAUCCGAUUCUCCGAUCUCACAUCGCCGCCCAAAAUCGACCGGGCAAACCGACCGCCGCCCAUGAGCACUCCAUCACUCUCAGGGAGCGCGGGUGCGUUCUCUGGGUUCACUCGGCUAUGCAAGGGCUUGGCGGUGGUUCUUAUUGGAGGCCACAUUGUGGUUCAGCUUCUCCCUCACGCCGUUGAUUACCUCGCUCUCAUUCCCGCCAGGACGAUUCCUUUUGUCUGGAACCUCAUUACAUCCGGUUACAUUGAACAAUCAAUAUAUGGGGUUGUUAUCAGCACUCUUGGUCUUCUUUUUAUAGGGAAGCUGCUUGAACCUGUGUGGGGUUCUAGGGAGUUCUUGAAGUUCAUCUUUGUUGUUAACUUCCUAACUUCCAUAUGCACUUUCGUCACUGCUAUCGCUAUGUACUACAUUACAAUGACGGAAUUUUACCUAUAUAUGCCUGUUUCUGGCUUCCACGGAGUCCUUUCAGGUUUCUUAGUUGGCAUCAAGCAAAUCAUCCCCGACCAGGAGUUGCCGUUGUUGAAAAUAAAAGCUAAGUGGUUACCAUCUAUCUCGCUAUUGUUGUCCAUUGCCAUAAGCUUCUGGACAGAAAAGUCAGCAACACAUCUUCCAAUCUUAAUAUUUGGAACCUAUACUAGUUGGAUUUACCUAAGAUACUGGCAGAGUAAACCAGAAACAAAACUCAAGGGUGACCCAAGUGAAGAUUUUGCAUUUUCUACAUUCUUCCCUGAAUUUUUGAGGCCAGUCAUCGAUCCUGUUGCAUCUAUAUUCCAUCGGAUGCUCUGUGGAAGAUCUGAAGCUUCCAAUGAAUCCCAAGGUUACACCCUGGGCAGUACGUCAUUGCCUGGAUCUGACCCCAUUGAAGCAUCAAGAAGAAGAGAAAGAGGUGCUCGAGCUCUCGAAGAAAGAUUGGCAGCUGAGAGGCUGGCUGCAGCGCACGGAACAGAAGAGUCAGGAAGAGAUGCCGCGGAGAAUGUUUAAUUGCUUGGGAACUCGUGUCGUUUCUGUUCUUUGAAGAGGAGGCUUUUCUAUUUUUUUCUGUGUGUUCCCGCUCUCCGUAGAAAUUCGAAAGAGGCACGCGAUGUGGAUCUCUCUUGAAACAUUUGGGGCCAUUUUUUCAUGUUGUACAAAUACAUCUUCUAGCAUAUAUAUAUAUAUUUGUAUCUUGGAUUUAAAAGGAUGCUUGUUUGAUGGGACGCUGUUUAUUCCUGAUUUAGUCUCAAUACAAACACUCAUUUGAUAA